Messenger RNA from Anopheles arabiensis, 3608 nucleotides. It is a transcript of the gene hfw, whose product is annotated as protein halfway. Gene Ontology annotation, cellular component: voltage-gated potassium channel complex. Gene Ontology annotation, molecular function: transmembrane transporter binding; voltage-gated potassium channel activity; potassium channel activator activity. Lineage: Eukaryota; Metazoa; Arthropoda; Insecta; Diptera; Culicidae. The record is from RefSeq and is a predicted model, not a curated record. Bases 1372 to 3321 code for a protein of 649 amino acids. The transcript is spliced from 6 exons.
GUAAGAAACAGCGUCGGUAACGAGUUUUGUAAAGAUAAUUGAUACAUCUCGUAGUGCGAAAUUUUGGCGCGUGUGAUCCAUCACCGGGAGCUCUAUCUGUUUUGCAUCGGAUUGAAACGUAAAUUGAAUGUUAUAACUGUUUGGAAAGGUUAUUUGUUGUAAUCGUAAGCUUGUGCUAGUUUAACUCGGCAACGUCAACAGUCUUCGAGGUAAUUUCCUCUCCAUUAUUCAGUGCACAAGUGCGAUAAGGGCUAUCAUCUCGAAGGCCCCUAUCAAAUUUGUUUCCUAUUCCGUAUUCUAAUCAGGCUAGUCAAACUGAGAGCAAUCACAUCUGUUAGUAUGCGAAAAUAAUUAAAAUAGUUUUAAAAAUUUAGCCCCUAGCAAAGACACAUUUACGUGAUUGUGCAAAAAUUGUUACAAUAAAUAUAUUUUGAUAAAAUUAUCGAUCCCUUAAUUUCCUUUUGAAUCCGUGGUUUCAUGUAAGUAGAAACAACAAAAAACAAACAAGACACAUAGAGGAAAGCGGGGCAAAAAAGGCACUAUUAGGGAUGCUCUGUAUCUCAUUAGGUAAACCACUUAUUUUGACGGUAAUCGCUGUUCUAGCAUCUUAUUAAUGAAAAACAAUCAGAAGUAGACUCAUUAAUAACAAAUAUAAAUGAAUAGAAUGAAAUUUAAAAAUCAAAAUUAUAAGCUGUGAAAAUGUAUUGUGCGGGGUAAAAUGGUCUCGCUAUUGGGGCAAAAUGGUCAUACAUGAAAUGUCAAAACACAUCAUAACAAAAGGGUGUUCAUUUGCCCCGCGUUCCCCUACAAACCGAUUCUUGGCAUUCUUGGGAUGUGAAGGACAAGGCCGGGAAAAGGUGUUUGCCACCCCUGCGAUUCGAUCGAAGCAAGUGGCUGCGCAGAGCGAUCUGUCAAAUCGGAUCGGGCAGGUUGUUGUUAUUGUCGUUUUGUGGCUGCUUUAAGUAAAUACACAAACUGCACCGUCGUUUAAUUCCCAAAAUCCCCAAUCGGUUGGGUUUUGGCUGCCAAUUUGUGCCACAAAAACGUUGCAAGCCCCAGUGGUGCAGUACGACAAUCAAAGGCAGCAAUCAAAUAGUGUGCUUCGAUCAAACCACCACAUCCCGCAGCAGAGCAUCACGAUUACUGUGAAAUGCACCGCACCGUUGGUCGCCUGCCCAUCUUGCUGUUGCUGCUGUUACUUCCGGGAAUGAAGAUGCACCACUGAGCGACGUACAACGUCCAGCUAACGUACCGGCGCAAACGAACGCUUUUUUAAAAAUUCUGUUUGGUUUUGCUGUUGUCUAAAUUAAGCAGCGAAAUAUCUAGAGAAGAAAGCUUAAUCAGCGAAUCAGCAUUGCCCGCCGCGUUGCGAUGGGAUUCGCACGAAGGGAUGCUGUCAUCGCAAUGCUGCUUAUAAUGGGAGUAACCGUGCCGGAGCUGCCCCUACCGGCGAUGGCUCGCAUCGUGGACGACACGGUGGCCGGCAGCAACGUUCUGUUCACCGACGCACCGCAACUGCUGUCGCAGGCGCUCGAUCAUACUACGCCGAUGCAUAUGGUCGCCGUCGGUGAGCCACCGCUACCGGUAGAUGCUGUGGGAGGAGAAGGAGGAGACGGUGGUUUCAAUCCAGCUAGCGAUCAUCAACCGGGCAGUGUCGAUGGUGGUAGCGCCGGCAGAUCGACGGAAUCGUUUGCCGCAACCGUACCGAUGGUAUCGAGCAGCUCGCCAGCAUCGGCACCGAACGGUCACGCUGGCUCGAGCACACAGGCACCCCCGCUCUCAACGACGGCUACACCAUCACCGAUACCGUCCGCGGUAACGACGACCACCGGUGCACCGGUCGCUAGCUCUUCGAGCACGCUGGCAUCGACCACGACGACAACGACGACGACGGCGACAAUCGCUGCCGGUGCACCAAACGUUGGGCCAGCACCCGCCACCGCCACGGCCACUAGCAACGGGCGCUCGGCGGUACCGGCCCCGCCCCAGAUCGAAUGCUACCACGCCCAGCCGGAGCUGUGCGCCGAGCGCAAGGGUGACUGCGAGUGCAGCGUCGAUCCGGUCGUGCCGGCCGCCCUGUACUGCUGCAACGUCACCGACAUCAACAAGGCGAUCGGGUGCGUGACGAACGCGCCCGAAACGGCCAGCUGGAAGUAUCUGCACAUCCGCAACGUGACCGUGCGCGAGAUGGCGCUGAACGUGUCGAACCGGUACAUCAAGACGCUGCUGUCGCUCGCGAUCACCGACGGCACGAUCCAGCGCAUCAGCACGUCGUUCGCCCGGUUCUCCUCCCCGGUCUGCCUGAACGUGUCGAACAACAACAUCAGCGAGAUCGAGCCGCGCGCCUUCCGCGAGUUGCGCAACCUCACGAUGCUCGACCUGUCGUACAACAAUCUCUCCACCAUACCGUCCACGAACGGGAAGUUUCGGCUCGACAUACGCGGAAACGUCGGCAUGCUGUGCAAAUCGCUGCUCGAAUCGCUCAAGAGCGGCGUCAAGUUUAAGGAUCCCGAGUCGACGUUCUGCCUGACGAAUCGCACCUUCAACUGGUUCAACUCGACCGACAGCCUGCCGCUGCACCAGCUGGAGACGAUCCAGCGCGUGCAGGACGAGUGCCCGGAGAACUGCACCUGCGAGCUCGACCGGCUCAACUUCGACCUGAACAACACGGAGCGCAAAACGAUUACGACGCGCGUGGCCUGCACCGGGCUCGGGCUGACCAAGUUCCCCGAUCGGUUGCCGGCCGGCACGGUGACGCUGAACAUCUCCAAUAAUAAUAUCACCAGCCUGGAGGCGCUCAACACACCACCCUACCAGUCGCUGCUGCGGCUGCAUGCCGACGACAACCAGAUCAGCUCGCUGAGCGACCUGGAAGGGAUGGACUUCAUCUCGCGCUUCACGCUGUUCUCGAUCCGGCGCAACAAGCUGAAAACCGUCCAGUCGUACAUCUUCACCAAAUCGCUCGACCUCGGCUCGUACAUCUUUCUCGAGGGCAACCCGAUGACGUGCGACUGCAACGCGGCGAAGGGGUUCAAGAACUGGCUGCUCAGCCGGAAGGCGCAGGUGCCCGACCAUGAGAACAUCUUCUGCGAGGGCAACACCAACCUGCAGCAGCUGGUGACGAUCCAGGAGAGCAAGCUGUGCCAGUCCCAGCACGACUGGACCGACUACAUCUACUACCUGAUCGCGACCGAGAUACUGCUGCUGGUCGCGCUCGUCUGCAAGGUGUCGUACGACUACUGGGUGUUCAAGACGGCCGGCUAUCUGCCGUGGCCGGCGAACAAAAUGCCCAAGCUGCCGUGCGACUGUCUGUGCGAAUGAGCGGCGCGAUCGCUCGUAUACAAAUGUGUGUGUGUGUGAGUGUGUGUGUGCCGUAAUUGAGAUGAAUGUUUCCCAUUUGUCUACUCUUUUUAAACAAACAACAACAGCAGCAACAACAACAAAAAACUCUCUUUUAAUCGUUUCUCUCGUCAGCUGUGAUAAUCCAUAAAAGAAGGCCUUCUGUCCAAUGUCCAGUCCAGUCUACAAAUGUGUGUUUGUAUCGCGAUCGGCUUGGAAAUGUAUCGUAUCCGUCUUUAUCGUAAAUAAAGUAAGUUAUUGUAAGUGAC